Sphaerulina musiva SO2202 is the source of this 2961-nucleotide messenger RNA. RefSeq lists its product as uncharacterized. Gene Ontology annotation, cellular component: nucleus. The transcript has 3 exons. Gene Ontology annotation, molecular function: protein dimerization activity; DNA-binding transcription factor activity. Bases 573 to 1490 code for a protein of 305 amino acids. Lineage: Eukaryota; Fungi; Ascomycota; Dothideomycetes; Mycosphaerellales; Mycosphaerellaceae. The record is from RefSeq and is a predicted model, not a curated record.
AGCAAGACGCGCAACCUCCACACCGGCGCCUCCAAUACCGAUCGCAGGACGAUACCAUCCGCUCACUGCGACCCGCGCGCUCACCACGGCCUCCCCGCUGAUGCUGUUGCAUUGCGAUGAAGGCCGAUGGUGAUGAGGAUGGCGCGCGUCGACGGCGACGCCAACUUCAACUCACCCGUCGCGGCAUGCCUCGAGACCGUCGCGCAUACAAGCGUAUGACGGCGACUGCAGCGCCGUGGGCAUGAAGCAUGCUGGCACAGAAGCAUGAAGCUCGUCCAGCGUCUGCAGCAGCCUCGCAGCUGGUUGCCUUGACUGUCCUUAUCGCCGUGUGAGGCGGCGCAUGACUGCACAUAUUGCUGCCGUCGAGUCACAUGGACGCGCGACUCGAUCACGAGCUGACAUGUCUUGCACCACAAGUGCAGUAGUAGCUUCUUCACACACGAUACGACCCGCGAAACGCGCAGUCGUGACCGAGACACCUCCCGGCGAACCACGCCGACCUUGUUCGCGUUCCCCAGCGUUUAGAGUACCUACCCCCCGCCCCGCUUCACUUGUUUCAAGAAACAAUCGUAAUGGCAUCAAUCACGAGCAAGCGAAAGCGCGACAGUAACGACCUACCACAAGCUCGAAUUGGUCCCGGUAUGGAAGCCAAUCAGUUCGAGUCGCAUUACAAUUUACCCGACGACGAUGGAAUGGGCCAUCACCAGAACGAGAUGGCCUUCCAGGCACUGGCUUCGCACAACGCAGACAUUGGAGAUUCCGGAGACAUGCAACACCAGCAGAACCACGGCGAUAUGCAUGCACACCACCACAUGGGACCACAGCCCGGACAGAGCGCGAGCGAUACGGCAGCGGCAGCCAUGGCGCAAUACCACACCAUGACUGUGCCCCAAUCGACGGAGCAGGCCUUCCAGAAUCAAAUGAACCAUGAGCAGUCCGGCGAGAGACCCACGAGUAAUCCCAUGGAUCAAGGCAACAUGGUUGGCCAGCAGAGGACACCGAGUUUCGGCGACUUUGACCAGAGCGGUGCCAACGAUGGCAUGGCUCCUCCGAACGGCGCAGGAUCCCCGACUGGAAAGGGCGCAAACAAUGGGCAGGGCACGCCCAAGCCUCAAGUAGGCACUGAAGAGUGGCACAAAGUUCGACGAGACAAUCACAAAGAGGUCGAGCGUAGAAGGCGAGAGACCAUCAACGAAGGCAUCAACGAGCUUGCCAAGAUCGUGCCGGGCUGCGAAAAGAACAAAGGCUCAAUUCUCGCUCGCGCAGUUCAGUUCAUAACACAACUAAAAGAAAACGAGACGCAGAACAUUGAGAAGUGGACGCUCGAGAAAUUACUGACCGAGCAAGCCAUCGCCGAGCUCAGCUCCAGCUGCGACAAACUCAAGGCCGAAUGUCAGCGUGCCUGGGCCGAGUGUGAGCAAUGGAAGAAAGCUGCGGAGAAUGUUGGUGUACACAUCGACACGGAUGCUAAGGAACCAGACGAGGCCUAGCCGGUAGGCCAUGGGGAUGGAGAUGGGAAUCCGCGGCGCUACUUUGUAUGCUUUUUCAGACCCCAGACUUUUUUGCUGACCCACGACCCGAGUGAUGAUGAUACCUUUUAUAUCUGUGUGAGUGCUCCAUCAUGGCACACUAUCGCCAGCACGAACACACACAGAGACACGAAUGGCGUUUUUACUGGGACGGGUUCAUGAUACACCAGGAGCUUGUGCUUGCCCUGUAUUGCUUCGAUUGGAGAAUCUGAGAAUAUUUCAUUUUCAUUUUCCCGUAUCUAGAGUUGUGAUGGAUAGUUCACAUCACGACUUUCUUUUUCUGGAAACUGAAAACCGAACUGAGAGUGUCCGUUUCCGGUCGUUUUCGCGUAAUCUGUAUUCUCAUGUUACAGGUGGAUCUGCAAACAAAAAGAAUGCGAUCCCGUCACCCUCCCAACGCCGCGCUCAAUGCCAUGUUUUGGUCCCUCUCAACCUCACAGGGACCAUUAAUGGAAGACCAUCCAAGUCAUGAAGCUGUCUUGUUGCCAUAACCUCAUCCAAAGUGCCUUCCUUGCACUACGUCUAGUAAAAAGACUCGACCAUGGAGUUCUUGUUCUGCUGGAUCGUGCUGGGUCCCAUUCCCUCGCCCAAUUUGAACACGGACUCAAUCACGCUCAGCUCCGUCGCAGUCGUGUCCAGACCGGUCACGGCCAUCCAGUCAUUGACCACCAUGCCAGCGCCCACGACGGGACUGCCGCGAUUGACACUGCCCGCUACCAGCGGCACUUGCAGCAGACUCGACAGCUCAUCCUGAUCCUGAAUCGACGUCUUGGGAUGCACGAUCCCGCCUUGAUUCGACAGAGACAUGUAUGAGCCCGUCAGCACAUUGUCCGCAAUCGUCUGUCUGAACACUUCCACGCCGAGCACAUCGGCUAUGAUUUCCUCCGUCUCGCGCUCGAGAUCGGGAUGUACAAGCGCCACAUGGUCGUUUGCGCAAAUGACGUUGCCCAAUGCUGAUAGUCGCUCUUCUAUUCUCUGAAUUUUGACUUCAUCGGGAAUCGAAUUGCGGAGAUGUUGGAGUUCUUGGUCGGUGGUGGAUGUGGGUACGAGAAGGCCUUUUUUGUUGCCCGCGGUGAGUCGUCCGACGAUGCGUGUGCCGGCAAUGGUGCAGUGGCAGAUGGGAAUGACAUCUUGCAGCUCGGCUUCGAAGACGGAGUAGAAGUUCUCGGAGGCACCGACGGCGACGAGGGCGUAUGAGUUGGUGAGCGUGGAGAAGACGCCGACUUCGUUGGAAUUUUCGAAUGAGGCACGGACUGCCAUGAUUGCGGUUGUGGUGUCGUUGCUUGUGAUGGUUGUGUUUUCCAAUGCGGCGACGGAGGCUUUCAACUAGGGAGGUAUAUUGGGGCUCUCAAUGUGCUUGCGUUGAUGCUGAAGGUGCUCUGACGGAAGUUUUGAAGCUGAUGCCCGCUGAGGUAAUAAUGGCUUGCUAGCG